GACUUGCAUUCUCGCUUCCGGUGGGAUCCGCAACGGUUUCGGGUAGCCGCGCAAGCCAGAAGAAGGAGGUCUCUGCCUUUUGGUCGGAUGCGGCGAGAGAAUGGAGCUUUGGCCUCCACGUUCUCGUGAUUUACCCUCGGGUCGAGAGGAAGACCUUCCUCAGCCAAACGCACAGACUUACAAUGAUGGAAUUGAACUGGCUUGCCAACAACAAAAGGAAUUUGUAAAGAGCUCUGUAGAAUGCAAAUGGAAUUUAGCAGAAGCCCAGCAAAAACUUGGAAGUUUAGCAUUACACAAUUCAGAAUCCCUGGAUCAAGAACAUGCCAAAGCACAAACUGAAAUUGAUGAAUUGAGAUGGAGAGAAGAAGAAUGGCGGCGGAAGGAGGAAGUAUUAAGACAGAAAGAAAGACAGGAUUUAUGGAAUACAGAUUUUGUUAGCAAAGAGGUAUUUAACAAGAGUUUCAUUAAUCAAAAGAAAAGGAAAGAAACAGAAGAUGAUGCAUCUAAAUCAUUUAUGCAAAAGCACGAGCAGAAAAUUAGACAUUUCGGAAUGUUGAGCAGAUGGUUUGAUAGUCAGAGGUUUCUCUCUGAUCACCCAUACCUUGUCUGUGAAGAAACAGCAAAAUAUCUCCUUUUAUGGUGUUUUCAUCUAGAAGCAGAACAGAAAGGAGCUCUAAUGGAACAAGUAGCUCACCAAGCUGUAGUAAUGCAGUUCAUUAUAGAAAUGGCCAAGAGCUGUAAUGUGGAUCCCCGAGGAUGUUUUCGCCUAUUUUUCCAAAGAGCUAAAACAGGGGAUGAAGGCUAUUUGGAAGCUUUUAAAAAUGAACUUGAAGCAUUCAAAUCAAGAGUGAGGAUUUGUUCACAGUCCCAGAAUUGUCAAGCUAUGCCUGUUCAGAAUCCUUUAUUUCACACUGAUCUGAAUUGUAUAGGAGGGCUUGCAUCUCAGAACGCAGAGUCACUUCAAGGCUGCAGUUUGCAGGGCUUAGUGGUACACAGAGAGGAGGAGGAACCUAAAAUGAUGGAUACAGUAUAGGACUCUUAAGACUGAAGCCAAGUACAGUUCUUUCAAAGAGAAGAAUACGGCAAAUUUCUUAAGACUUCUUUUUAUGGGUGCUGCACUUUAUUUUGAAUGGGUUUUGUUUUUGUUUUUGUUUUUGAGAGGGUAAUGCAGAAACACAUGUCAUUUCGUUUCAAAAAAUGUGCUGCUAUCUUUCUUUCUACGUUUCUUACUUUUAAGAAAGGGAUGUUCUUGUAUUUUGCUGAAUGUGAAACUAUGUUUUCUGCUAUUACUAAAAUCUUGCCUUUUAAUUUUAGGAAUCAAAAUAUGAGAAAUCUGCACAGUUGCAAUGUUUACAAUUGAUUCUUUCAGGAAUCUGCUUUAAUCCUAUUAGAUACUACCCAAGAGUUGCUCUGGAUACUAAAGAUCAUUGUAAUGUGUUCUGUUGCUUGCAUACUAGGCAUUCAAAUCUGAUUUUAUCACAAGUAGCAAUAAAUCAGUGAUUGCUAUCAGUGUUGCAUAUCUGGAUGGCUCAGACAAAAGCACUGGCCAUUUAUACUACAGGGAUCGUUUUUACUGUUUUUGAACAAGAGCCUUCUGUAUUUUAUUUUGAUUCUUACAUAUCUUGAUGUGUAAGUGGCCAUAAUUGCCUCGAAUGGAAUUAUAACCAGUGUUUUCUGGAGGUACGUUCACGUGUGUCACAGAAAAUUUAACUUUUCUUAAGUCUUGGAAAAGAGAACUAUAUGACAAACAUUAGUCACUGUUGAGUGUUUCAGAUCAGGUGCCAAAUUCUGAUUAAAUUUCUUUUUUCAGUUAGAUCUUACAAACAUCAGCUUACAGCCUUUUAUUUGGUAGAUUGUUGAAUGCCUCAAAAGAAAUAAUCAGUGACCAUUUUAAAACCAAACCAAUCAAUAGCCAAGAAAUUGCUUUGGCACAGACUUGAUUCUAAAAAGUUGUCAUUAUAGACCAGACUGUUAUCUUUUUCUUAUGCAUUGUUUAUGAAGCCCAAAAACAUUUUUUCUGCCAUCCUGUCCAGCUGUCACUGCUUCUACAUUAAUCACCCUUGAUGUAUCAGUAUGUUAAAAUACAACUGUUGUAAAUGCUUUCAGUACAUAAUUAUAUUCAAUGAGUUUCAGUCUUGAAGCAUCUCAGUUCUAGAGCAAGGAAAGAACUAGAUUCUAUCCAAAAGGCCAUUAGGUUUGCUUGUUCUGCUCCUUUGUUGUUAUUUUACCUUGUGAGUGUGAGCAGGACAAAGCAUAUUUACCCAUGAUAAAGUCCCUAAGAAACAAUAUUGACAUGCAAGGUAGAGUGGCACUUGCACAAUCGGGUUUGUUACUUUCUUACCAUCCUAGGAAAAUUCUCUCCUUUAAACAGAACAUUGGCAGUGGGAGCUAUUGAGGUAAAAAUAACUGGGUCUCAAGUCAUGCACGCAGUCUUCCCAGAAUUGGCAGUUUCUUUGGAUCAUGGUCUUUGAAUAGAAUGUAAUUUAGUGUUAGUUUUCUGACUAAAGAAAGCCAUAAUCUCUUUGGGUCUCACUUAGUACCGUGACCUAGCAUUUAUAGUUAAAAAGAACAGGGGAUGCUUAUUUCUUUAAAUGCCAUAAGUGUGAAGGCUGCUCUGUCACUCUGGAUGUUCCCAAGGAUAACUUCAAAUAGUGAGGUGUUAAUAAGAGUAAAUCAUGAUUAGUUAUUUCACAUUUGUGCAAAUCUAAUCCAGAAAGGAAGGUAGUCAAAAUGAGACUCUGGAGACUGCUUUUAAAAUAAUAUUCAAUGUUUGAUUGAGAUGAUAGUUUUAUGCAUCAGCAACUCCCUUGAUUACCUAGAGUGUAUACUGAGUAAACUUCUUAAUUUUUAGGCCUCAGGAUCCAUGAAUAAUUUUUUUAAGUGUAGCAAGGGAAUAGCCAUGCUGGAAUUGGCUAAUUAGCAACCAGUGAUGUGUGACUUGGGUCCUGCUUAUUUUAAUUAUGAUGAAGUCUGGAUUUAACAAAUUGGUUCAGAUGACAAGAUCAGAUAGGCCUUGAUAAUAUGAACUGUAUAGCAUAAUGAAUCUUAUUUGCAAGAGACUAAAUGCUGAAAAUCUCAUUUAAGACCCUAAUUUAUGGAGAAGCUAUAUAGUAUGAUUUAAUCAGAUUUUUGUUUUGUCUGAAAUGAUAAUGUGUGAUUCUGAUUUGUCGCUGAUUGAGAAAAAAUGGUUGAUUAUGCUCACAGAAUAAUGGAAUGGAGGAAAGAAGUCUGAGGAGUUGAGAGUUGAAUUGAAGCAUCACUUUUUAAGUUCAGCAAGUAAUGUUUUUAAAUGCUUUCUUACAUUGUAACAAGGUAUAGUAAUAUGUUUUCUUAGUGAUCACCUUAUACAUUUCUCAGAUUUCUGGCAUCUCUUCUUUCUGUAUUUCUAAGUACCUUUGGAUGGUCAUGUUUUCAGGUCUGUGAGAGUAGAAAAAUAUGGUUGGGAGUAAAGACUGGAGUUCUUCUCAGUUGGGUCUGCUCUCAGGCAAAUUAAUCUGUAGGCAAAGUGGUUUGGAGCAAGCAGGAAAAAAGCCCCAAGUGAUUCAAGCAAAAAGACAAAAAGUAGCUAUUCUGGGAAGAUGCUUCUUCGAGUUUCUUCUGAAACUCAAAUAUAACAAUUAGGGAUGGUGAAACAAAACUAACCAGUAUUUCUUUCAAAAACAACAACAACCCUUCAGUGGAGCACAGGGUCAUUCUGUUGGAAUUCCUCCCUAAAUAGUCUUAAAGCAGAUAUAAAAUGGCUUUUAGAGGGUUCUUUGCUCUCCAUCUGUUUUAAGGAUAUUCUUUUGGAAUCUGGCAACUCUAAUCAUCAAAACAUUGAUUUCUAGCCUAACAACCUGGCUGCUAUAAAUCAUAAAUACCAUUUCUUGCAUUAAUUGGGGAUUGAACUUUUCCCUUCAGUUAAAUAAACAAAAAAUUACUUCACCUGAAACUUGAGCCACAAGAAAUGGAAGGGAAUAUUACUGUUAUUUUGGGAAGGAAACAUGAGUUAGAGAUCACUGAAGUUAAAGAAACAGGCAACACAUGAUUGAAGUUCUGUAAACUUAGCAGAUUUGCUGCCUUGCUAUUUUUAUUUACCUGUGUGGGCUUUCCCAUUUCUUCUAUGUUAUCCUUGUUAAGGAUCAUGGAAUUUUUCAGUUCAAAUGCUUGCAAUCUGAAAUAAAUAUACACAUUUCAGAAGCUCAUCCAACUAAAUUCAGAUAUAGUCAGCUGUUAACUUGUUGGAUUUUCAAAGGAAUCUUCUUGAGAGGGUUUUGGUUUUUUUUUAAAUAUACUUUACAAAUGUAUCUGUCAGUUGCCCUAAAUAUUGCCUGCUAACUUUAAGCCUCACAUCAUAAAAGUGGUGACUUUCUGAAACCUGCAUUCCACUUGAAAAUGGACAGAAUUGACUGUGUUUUGAUUGUGCGUUGCAAAAUUUGCAAAAGCCAGUCUCCUGAAAUUUCUAAUGGAAUUCUAAUUCAAAUGCAAGUGGGCUGAGAUAUUUAGGAUUUUUUUUAAAAAAAUACAUUUUUAGUGAAAGCAAUAGAAAAGACUUCUCCAUCUGGUUCCUUCUGGAUACAUUGAAUUGCAUUGUUUAGAAUUUCCAGUAACUAUGAGCAUGCAGAUCAGCAGUUUUCAGACCAAUCCCAACACAGUGUCAGCAACAAGUUUGUGAAAUGGCCUUUAGCUACCUAUAUUAAUACUGUUGUGCAUUUAACCUAACAUUGCAGAAUCAGUGGCAAGGAUCAGACCAAAUUAGAUGAAAACAAGACAGCAACAAGGAUAUUAAUUAAAGUUGGGAUGGUAGAAUGUUUUUACAUGAAAUGUUGAAUGUACAUGAGAAAGCAGUAUCUACUUUCAUCCAUCUUAUUAUCUCUGUUACUAGAAAGAACGUUCUGAACUCAGCUUAUUUCCAAGAUGGUAGGUGAGCUGGGAAUAAAUUUUUAAAGCAGUGGGGCACAAGGAAGCAAGCUGGCAGAAGAGAAAUUGGUUCCAUUUCAUGUAAACGUUCAGACCAGCCAUCCACUGGGUUUAGACAAAUGGCUGUGACUGCCUAGUCUGGCCCCCUAUUUUUCUAACGAUUAAGAGUAUAGGUAUUUUAAUGUUUGAGGGCAAAAGUAACAAGUACAAAAUCUGAGCAUGAAAAAGUGCUAGUUAGCUGGCUUGCAAAAUGGGUUGGGAAAUAAUAUACAUCUCUAGAUGGGAAGUCCUGUUAUGGGCACAGCUAGAGGAAGAAUUAAACUUCUGUAAGUUAAGAACUGUGUUUUAUCUGGCAGCAUUGUUUUGCCUGUGUUUUUUUCCAUGCAUUUUUUUUUCUUAGAGAACUAUUGGUGUAUUCACCUUCUUAUCUUAACACCUGUUUUUCACAUACCAAUCAUGUUUGUUCUGUUGGUGAUUGUUUCAUUAGUAUGGUUUUUACAGCUAUUGUAUAACCCAAAGGUUCUGAAACUCUGGCCUAUGAGCAACUUUCUGUUACUCUGUACAGUUUUGAGACAGAUGAAGUCAGUGUCUGUAUUCUGAAUUUAGCCCUCCAUUUGACUGAACUUUUGGGUAACAGAGAGAGGCUGUUUUAAGCAAGGCUCUUACCUGUGUGAGACGGGAUUUUGAUUUCUUGCCGUCUUCAAAUUCAAAUACAGAAGGAUCAACAGUGAAACUGAUCUCAAAGCUAAAACUGACAAAGGUUAUACCUGACAUCGUAGUCCCUUGCUCACUAAAAAGGUGUGUCCAUUAAAGGCAAGAUUACAUUUAUUAAAAUACAAGUUAUAUUUGUGCUUUGAUUUGUAGAAUAAACCAUUUUCAGUUAUCCAUAGCCACCCUGUAUAUUUCAAGUACUUGGUUGAGGGGGAAAGUGAGAACUGCUGAUUUACGUAAUUGAGUUCUAGCCAAUUUGCCUUGUAACUUCAUUAGAUUGUUCUAAAGCAGUGGCUCCAAGUCUUGGCAACUUCCAGAUGUGCAGACCAACUCUUGUGAUUCCCCAGCCAGCAUGGCCCUUGCUGAGAGUUCAGGGAGUUGAAUACAUCUGGCAGUCACCACUGCUGGGGAGCACUGUUCUAAAGCCUUAAGAGGAGGGCAGUGUGGCAAAUUUUGCUUCAUGAUCUGAAAUAAAUUGUAAACUAAGAUUGCCCCAUAUGAAGUUUGGAAUUAAAAUGUAAGUUGCUAUUAAUAAAAUAACUGUACAUUUGC
Molecule: messenger RNA, 6162 nt
Organism: Candoia aspera
Lineage: Eukaryota; Metazoa; Chordata; Lepidosauria; Squamata; Candoiidae
Gene: CDC37L1
Product: cell division cycle 37 like 1, HSP90 cochaperone
Exons: 7
Coding region: 101-1033 (310 amino acids)
Biological process (GO): protein stabilization; protein folding
Cellular component (GO): cytoplasm
Molecular function (GO): protein-folding chaperone binding; heat shock protein binding
Source: RefSeq, a predicted model, not a curated record